Molecule: messenger RNA, 3050 nt
Organism: Brienomyrus brachyistius
Lineage: Eukaryota; Metazoa; Chordata; Actinopteri; Osteoglossiformes; Mormyridae
Gene: ehd2b
Product: EH-domain containing 2b
Exons: 7
Coding region: 585-2210 (541 amino acids)
Biological process (GO): endocytosis; endosomal transport
Cellular component (GO): plasma membrane; cytoplasm
Molecular function (GO): GTP binding; protein binding; calcium ion binding
Source: RefSeq, a predicted model, not a curated record
CCCUCCCCACUUUGCUCAAACUUUAAACCUAUGCUACAGAUUUUCCAGGGCUUGCCCAAAAGAAUUCAUCAGGGAACAGCGAGAGUGAGUGCAAAAAAGAGAGAGAGAGAGAGAGAGAGAGAUCCAACAGGAGGGAGUGCAGUUCUGUGGUCUGUGUUUAUGUUGGUCUUCUAUCCAGAAGAGGAGCGUCACAAGGCAGAGGGAUCAGCUGAACCUGAUUACUCCCUGUAGGAAAAGACAUCCCUCCAACAUAAAGGUUCAUCUGCACAGAUACCUUCUAAGGUGUAAAUCCGGACAAGUAACCGCAGCUCCUCAGCAUUCCCACCCAUCAACAGGAGAACCGUCCAAGCAAGCCUCUUAUUUAGCUUCUUUUUUAUACAGUGUUCUUGGGAAUCCUUUGAAUCUUCAUCCACAGAGCCCGGUGACAUCGGCGCAGAAGAGAGCCACACGAAAUCCACAGCCCUCGUACCAGAGAAGCGCCGAGAGACCAAACAGGAAGUAACAGAGGGUCAAGCGGCUGGCCCUCGAGCACAGAAGAAUUUGGGAGAAGGUCGCGCGGCCCGUGGUGCUGUAACCCGAUCGCCAUGUCUCGCUGGGGUCGAAGAGAUGACAAGAACCGGAAGACGCCGGAGGUGAUCCGGACGGUGACGGAGGGCCUCAAGUCGCUGUAUCGUAAGAAGCUGCUGCCCCUGGAGAAGUACUAUGACUUCCACAGCUUCCACUCUGCGAGCCUGGAGGACGCUGACUUCGACAACAAGCCCAUGGUGCUGGUGGUGGGCCAGUACUCUACAGGAAAGACCACCUUCAUCAGGUAUCUCCUGGAGCAAGACAUUCCUGGGAGCCGGGUCGGACCAGAGCCCACCACCGACUGCUUCACUGCCAUCAUGCACGGGGAGGUGGAGGGGAUCAUCCCGGGAAAUGCACUCAUCGUGGAUCCCAACAAGCCCUUCCGCAAGCUCAACCCAUUCGGGAACACCUUUCUCAACAGGUUCCAAUGCGCACAGUUGCCCAACCAGGUCCUGGAGAGCAUCAGCAUCAUAGAUACGCCCGGGAUCCUGUGCGGGGCCAAGCAGAGGGUGAGCCGAGGCUACGACUUCCCUGCCGUGCUGCGCUGGUUCGCCGAGCGUGUGGACCGCAUCAUCCUGCUGUUUGAUGCCCACAAGCUGGAGAUUUCCGAUGAGUUCUCUGAGGCUAUCGGAGCUCUGCGAGGCAAUGAGGACAAACUGCGCGUGGUGUUGAACAAGGCCGACAUGGUCAGCACCCAACAGCUGAUGCGUGUCUACGGCGCCCUCAUGUGGUCGCUGGGGAAGGUGUUCGGCACGCCCGAAGUGCUGCGCGUGUACAUCGGCUCUUUCUGGUCUGAGCCGCUCAUGGUGCCCGACAAUCGACGGCUGUUUGAGCUGGAGGAGGAGGAUCUGUUUGCAGACAUCCAGAACCUUCCCCGCAAUGCUGCCCUACGGAAGCUGAAUGACCUAGUGAAGCGAGCCCGCCUUGUCAGGGUUCAUGCUCACAUCAUUAGCUACCUGAAGCAAGAGAUGCCCUCCGUCUUUAGGAAGGACAACAAGAAGAAGCAUCUGAUCAACCAGCUGCCUGUCAUCUUUUCCAAGAUCCAGCUGCAGCACAACAUCUCUCCUGGGGACUUUCCAGAUUGCACCAAGAUGCAGGACCAGCUCAUGGUUCAAGACUUCACAAAGUUCAAGCCCAUUAAGCCUGGCCUGAUGGCUGUCCUGGAUGAGCUGUUGACCAGCGAUAUCGCCAAGCUGAUGCCCUUGUUACGCCAGGAGGAGUUGGAGGCUGGCAUCCAGCCUGGCGUUCAGGGCGGGGCCUUCCUCGGGACCCGCGCCGGGCCCUUUAUGGAGGGGGACCCCUUUGCUGAGAAUGGGGAAGGAAGUGAGGAGGAGGAGGACUGGGUGGUGACGAAGGACAAGCCCAAGUAUGACGAGAUCUUCUACAACCUCUCGCCCAAUGAGGGAAAGCUGAGUGGCACCAAAGCCAAAGACUGGAUGGUGACCACGCGUCUGCCCAACUCCGUCCUGGGACGCAUUUGGAAGCUGUCAGAUGUGGACCGCGACGGCAUGCUGGAUGACGAGGAGUUCGCCCUGGCCAGUCACCUGAUUGAGGUGAAGUUGGAGGGGCACGGCUUGCCCCCCGAGCUGCCCGCACGCCUGGUGCCACCCUCCAAACGCCGCCACAAAGGCUCCGAUGCUUAGGCGGCCACCAGCUGUCCGACAAUACUGUCUGUGCCUCAUUCAGUCUACGUCCAUCCAUCAGCUUACCAUUACUUACAUCUCUACACUUCCCCUGGAGUAACGCUAAUGCACCACUAGGUGGCGUUCUGCCCCCUAUGGGUGCUUUUCAUGCUCAAGGUUCUGGUUUGCCUCUGACUUGACUAACAUUCACAUGACUUUGUAGUGACCUAUGAAAUUGAGCACCAAAUUUAAUCUUCACACAUGAUAAUUACCCGCCACACUCCACCCACCAUCACCACAACUACCCAGCAUCCCAUUUUCGGGAGAAUUCAGGGCAGCUGCAGCAAACAGCGCCGCUUCCAUGCAUUAUGGUAGCUGACGGCACCUGCCGGCCACACCUCGCUGGGGUAAAUGGCGUGGGUGCACAGAUGAUGUGAAGUGUGCAGGGCCUCCAGGAAGAGGGCGCCUUCUACACGAGUGAAAUAAUGCACCGUAGCGCACCCUGCCUUUUCAGAGCACUGGACCGCCAGCGUGACCCUCGGCCUACUGCCUCCUACUGGGUCUCCACUGAAGUGCCUCCCAACCCCUCCUGCCUCACUUUUCUCUCCCUUUCCGCUGCAUCUGAAAUCAAAAAUAUUAUUAUUGCGACGUCUCUUUUACAUUGAUAUUUGUUUUUAUAUGAAUUUAGAGCUGCCUGCUGUCUAAAUAUCACAUUUAUUUUAUACUAACUUUUGUGCCUAGACCUGCUUCAGUAAGAACAUUUUUAUCGUGAAUCAAGAUUGUCUGAAAUGACUGUAUGAAGCCCAUGCGUCACUCUGCUAUGUAUCGUUAAUAUUCAAUAAAUUUACCAUUGAAACACUA